Messenger RNA from Sparassis crispa, 2412 nucleotides. RefSeq lists its product as hypothetical. Lineage: Eukaryota; Fungi; Basidiomycota; Agaricomycetes; Polyporales; Sparassidaceae. The transcript is spliced from 4 exons. The coding region runs from base 1 to 2412 and encodes 803 amino acids. The record is from RefSeq and is a predicted model, not a curated record.
AUGGCUCAGACUGCGACAGAAGCACGCCUGCGCGAGAGGCGUAACCCCGUUCCCCUCUUGCUCUCGUCCUUCCCUGUCCCACCGUCCCAUAUUCCUGCCCACCCAUUUCCACCCAUCACUAAUGUCAACCCUCCACCAAGUCUACCCCCUUCUUCCCCACUCCCACCUGUUCCCGGUCCUUCCCCCAUCACAGAGCAGGAAACGCUUAGCUUCAUCUCCGCUGCUCGUUCACGUCGCACCUCUAAGCUCUCCCUCGCGUCCUCAACCUAUUCCCUUCGCGAUUCGACCGCUACUAUCGCGAGCAACGCCAGCGGCAGCAACUGCAGCCUUCCUUCUCUCUCUCCCUCCGUCAGCAUCACUCCCCAUGACUCCUCCCGCUCCCUCCGCUCCUUCCCCUCCAGUGGCUCCCUCUGUAUACCCAGUACUUCUAGGUUUGCCGAUAUCUCCCCCGUAAUACAACCUCGCAUAUGUGAGGAGGAUCCCGCAGAGCUCACUCGCUUGUCCCUCGACGAGAUCUCCAUCCCAGCCUCGAUUCCAGAUCCCGACCUCAGCGAUAACGAAAAGCUUCUCGAGUUUGGCGUGCUCCCAUCGCGUCGCCUCUCACAAUCCAGGCUCAACACUGAUCGCGACCUCGAACCGCCGGUAUCCGCUCCCGCUACCCUCGCCACGUAUCGUCAGCCGUGUCCCGACCUCCGGAAGCAUCAUCUCGACAAAGACCUUCCGCCUCUGCCGUCUUUCGACCCACCACGAUCCGCCCCAGCGUUCCCUUCACGUGCAAAGCGUUCAGACAGCCCCGAUAUCGGCGACAUCAUCGCCGCCACCCCUCGCCCGCGACGCAAGUCCGCAUCCGCCAGUCUCCGCUCACGCUCCAGGUCGCACGCCGCCCUCAAGCGAUGCGGUAGCGACGGCAUCUCCGCGUUCCACAGGAGCUCUGGCAGCUCCAGGACCAGCCGGACAUCCCUCGCCCAGCGCUCGCGUCCUGCGUCUCCCACUGAGCUCGCGUAUCUACGCGAUGCAGCGGACUAUGCGCGGAAUGACGAUUCCUUCGUGUCGGAUUACGGAGUACAGCUAGAUGCCACGGGCACUCCGUUGGAUAUGUUGGACAGGAAUGAGGAGGAACGGUUGGACAGGGAACUUGACGGGGAUGGGAGCGAUACGGAUUCCAGCUUGGACGUCCACACACCGCUACCGAAUCUGAUGCUAAGAGAUGGUCUCUUGUCGCCCAACUCGAAACUCCUGCCGCAAUCGUCCCGCGCGUCGUCUCCGGUGCCCGGUGGGCGGCCUGGCAGUCGGUUCAGCGUAGUCAGCGACGCGUCAGUGAUGACAAAAUCUGGUCUGUACAAGGACCAACGCGACACUGUACAACGGCGCAUUCGACAUCGCGACGGUAGGCUGCUCCGCGGCGGUAUCGGGCUCACGACAGGACUCGGCUGGAGCGAUAGCGAGGAUGAGGAUGCACCGUCGCCGCUGACCAGUCAGCUCCUGUCAAGUGCGCACUCGAGGAAGUCGCUCCCAAAGUCCUUUACUAUUCCAUCUCGCCCUUCCUCGCACCUCGCGCGUUCCGUCAGUGCCCCCAUAUCAGAACCUCGCUCGACAUACGAUCCGGUCUCUGAACCGCUGCCCGUUAAGCCGCGUUCGCCCUCGACGUCGCUCCAGCGGAGAGAACCUUACGGCGUCGAUCGCCGGAUAAGCACAAGUAGCUCCGCGUCAAGUGCAUCCUCGGCGUUCGGUAUGCAGUCGCGCACGUCGAUGUCCUCGCUGCGGUCCGCCCCGUCGUUAGGCCGGAUCAAGGUUCCUGUCCCACUGGACCACAUUAACGAGCGGGAAGAGUCGAACAUCGACAUGUCGUCGUCAUCCAACGCCAGCUCGCCUCUGCCUGUCACGCCCGUAGGCUCCGAGGACGGAACGCAGACGCCGCGCAAGUCGCUCUCAGACGUCCGCAUACGUACACAAUCGGGUUCGAGGACACCGAACCCCCCAUCGUCUUUCACAAACCAGAAGGCAGUGCCUCGCCCUCUGCGGCUCCCGCAGGUCCAUAAUUCGGCUCAGUCAUCGCAGGACGGAGGCACACGUUCAUCCUUGUCGUCCAGCACCCGUGGUCACACAGGUAGCCUCGGCAGCGCGCAGAGCACCGAGCGACCGCGCACCUACUCGGGCGGACUCCAGCCUCCUCGGACACCCUCGACACCGCGAUCCCCCCCUCAGUCGGCUCUCUCCUAUGCACAAAGAGGGCUGGUCGCUCAGCCUUCUGCAUCUCCGCGUUUAUCGCCCGCGAAGCCCGAGCUCGUUUCGCAGGCGAUCAAGCCGAAACCGCGCACAGGCACCGGCAUGGUGUAUCGCACGACGUCAAAUAAAGACCUCCGCCCGAGUUUAAUGCGCAUGCCGAGCUCGCCCAUGAUCAGGACGUCGUAG